Molecule: messenger RNA, 2766 nt
Organism: Rotaria sordida
Lineage: Eukaryota; Metazoa; Rotifera; Eurotatoria; Philodinida; Philodinidae
Source: the annotation of a GenBank genome assembly
UCGAGAAUUCAAUGGAAAACAAUAUCCAGAUCUGUUAAGUAAUAUUGAUUCGCAAGAUGCUUUUGGAGUUUAUUUUGCUAAACAAUCAGUGGAAAUCAAGGAAAAUCUGCAAAAACUUCGAAAUCAAAUCGAAAAAGAUAAAGAAUAUAAAGAAGAAGAAGUAAAUAAAGCCAAAAAAGAAUGUGAACAACUCAUGAAAAAAGCCAAUGAUCUUAUAUGUCAAUGUAAAUUGAAUCAGUUUUCUGUUCUUCUGAAAUGCGAUCGAUGCAAUACUAUAAAGGAAGCGGAGAAUAUAACAGUCAACAUUUAUGAAUGUCCAUUACCAGCAGACGAAAGUAAAGCUUUAGCUGUUAUGUUCGAAUUACAAAUGCCAAUUGAAAUCCGAUGUUAUCGAGACAUCCUUUGGCAAUUCAUAAAUCGUCCUAAACCCAAUCCGUCGCAUCAAAUGCACGAAUGGUUAAGUAGACGUCCCCAUAGUACAAAACUUCAACCGUUCUACAAAGGCCCAAAGCAUUCCAAAGUGAAAUUAGUAUCUACCGUUAAGUCGAUAUCAGAAAGUCGUUAUUCAGGUGCACGAAAGGUCAUAAAUACACCAUUGGAAGGAUACUUUUAUGAGAGUGCUCUAUCGGUUGAAAUCUCUCCAACUAAAACAAUCGAAUUUUCAGAAGAAUGUCGAAUUUUAACUCCCGAACUAACAGAUCCAAAUUACAAAGAUUUACAAUUCUCUAUUGAUAAUACAAAAUUCGUUCAAAAUUGUGUUAUAGCUGAACUGUCAAAGUGUUCACAAGAAUUAUCAGUAGCAGAAUUUGUUGAGUUUGGUUCAUUUCGUUCUGGUCAUCGUUUACAAUGGUGGAAUCUUUUAAGUAUUCUUGAAUCAGAUUCUCUAUCGAUGGAUGAAGAAAGUGUUGCAAUACUCAUUACACAUGCACUUUUGCAAUAUGGUCCAGUAACAGACGACCCAACUUCCCUUCUCAAUCGAUGGUGUCCAGAAUCACAUCAACAAUUAUUAGAAGAUCAUUUUCUAGAUGAAUUAAUGACAAGAAUAGAACGUCAUUUGAAAGAUUGUGAAUGUAAUUGGCAAAAAGAAUUGAUCUUAAUAACUAUAACAAUAAUCGUCAUGAGAAUGUUUAGUCUUUGUAAUUCAACAAGAAAAAAGCAAAUGACUAAUUUAGUUUUUAAAUGUCGUCGACUUGGUGAAAAAUGGAUUCAAGCUAUUUCGAAACAUAUUCAAAAUCCAUCUUCACUGGAUUCUGAUAAUACGAAUACAUUGCGUGAUAAAAUUUUUAUAAUUGGUAUUGCAUGUUUACAAACAUUUUCAAUCUAUGCUGAUACCAGCAAUUCAUUAGAGUUAUCAAAUCAAGAUGUUAUUUUCUUAUUGAAUAUAUCAAUAACUGUUCAUGAUAAUAUGAUUUUAACCAAGAAAAGUACAAAUAUGAGUGUAUUUAUGAGAAAUUUGCUGCGUUCUAAAGAACGUAUUUUAGUAACAAUACAACCACUUGUAAGCGAACUUCUUGAAAAAACUUCCUAUGAAAGUUUAAAUGAAUUCUGCUCUCUAUAUUGGGUAAUUCUACGAAGUAAGGACAAUAUGAAGGGAUUAUGGAAGAAAAGAAGUAAAGAUAAAUAUGAUGGUUGGUAUGAUGGUGUAUAUGAAUCGAAUAAAAUAUCGAUUGACUGUGUACGAGGAAGGUUUUUUGUUAAUGAACUAAGUAUCGGUUUUUUACCGGAUAAAAUAACUUCAGAUAAUUUAUUCGCUCGUGUAUUUGGUCAGCAUAUUUUUGAAGUACAACCAUCCGAAUCAGAAAAAACCUACAUCACAAAAUAUGGAUACCAUGCUAAUGGAAAAACUCAUUAUGAGUUCACUUUUAAUGAUGGAAAUAAUCUUGACGGGUAUUUAAUAGUCUAUGAACGACACAUGGAAACAAAUGAUAAAUUCGAAUUAAUACCUCCAAGUUGUUUUGAAACAGAACUACCUGAUAUUUUAGUUUCAAAUUACAGUCAUUGGUGGAAUGAAAAGAAUCAAAUUGUUGAGUUUCGGUCUAUACAUUUCCUAGAUCCUAACUUUUUAACUGACAAACAUUAUAUAUUAGAACUGAAAAAUGGAUUUAUUAGAACGUGCAACACUAAAAAUAGACAAAAUCUGAUUAAUCCAUCAUCACAAUUCUUUCAGAACUUGUUUACAAUGUAUUUCAAACGUCUUGAUGAAGAGUCAUAUGUGUACAUGUUAAGAGAGGGUAUUACGAUAUUUCAUAUUCAUCUAUCUCGAUUAGGCAUUGCUUUCAAAUAUGACGCUCAAAACAAGAUCAUAACGUCUCGUGAGUAUUCCGAUAUGCAUAUCGAUGAAAAUCAAUUGUUUGGAACAUUGACUGGUUUGGAAUCUGGUCUUCUUCUUUCGUCAAUAGCAAAAGUAAAUCAUGAAAAUAAGCAUUAUCUUUGUCGAAAAUUAAUUGUCCCUUUCGGGCAACUUCAAUCAAAGAAGAACUCUAACAACGACCAUCAAAUUGUAACUAUAGAGCGAAAAUCAUUAGAAACAUCAUUUAUUCAUGAAUAUUUUGUUUUUACAUUAAAUGAUCGUUUACGUAUUCUUCAACCGACUGAUAGUCCAACAGGAUAUCUCUAUUCAGCAUUGUUACAUGCACUAACAUCUCAUCCAUUGCCCGAUCAAUACACAGGAAUGACUGGAAUGGAACGCUCAUUUCAAUUAUUGUAUUCGGCUGGUUGCUGGUCUGAUCAACCGUUCGAUUCAAUUACAAGAAAUAUUCUUCUUCA